This is a messenger RNA of Wickerhamiella sorbophila, 1248 nucleotides long. Its product is annotated as UDP-N-acetylglucosamine--dolichyl-phosphate N-acetylglucosaminephosphotransferase. Gene Ontology annotation, molecular function: UDP-N-acetylglucosamine-dolichyl-phosphate N-acetylglucosaminephosphotransferase activity. Gene Ontology annotation, biological process: protein N-linked glycosylation; dolichol-linked oligosaccharide biosynthetic process. The record is from RefSeq and is a predicted model, not a curated record. Lineage: Eukaryota; Fungi; Ascomycota; Dipodascomycetes; Dipodascales; Trichomonascaceae. The transcript has a single exon. Gene Ontology annotation, cellular component: membrane. Bases 1 to 1248 code for a protein of 415 amino acids.
AUGUUGAAGACUGCCGCGUUUCUGGUGGGGCUGGCUCUAAUAUUCAAUACCCAGCGUAGGGCGCUGGUGUCUUCGUUUGGGUUUGGCGUCGCAAAUGCAGUUGUUGUUGCUAAAAUGCUGCCCGUAGCCUCUCCGUCCAUGAUCAAAGUCGGGUUCAGUGGCCGGGAUGUUCUCAAAAAGGACCGGCCAUUGCUCCCCGAGACGUUGGGUCUGAUCACAGGGGUCUUUUAUCUGUUCUCGCUGCUGUUGUUUAUUCCCUUUGCCUUCUACCACCACCUGACAGACACGUUUUCGGACGGGCAGUUCCCCCACCACAAAUUGGCCGCGUAUCUGAGUGCGAUCUUGAGCAUUCAGUCCAUGCUGAUGCUUGGAGUUGCUGAUGAUUUAUUUGAUCUUAGAUGGCGCCACAAGUUCUUUUUGCCAGCAAUCGCAGCCAUCCCUAUGCUCAUGGUGUACUAUGUCAACUGGGGUAAGACCAGUAUUGUGCUGCCGCCGUUCCUCGAAAUGGGUUCGACCAUUGACCUGGGCUUCUUAUAUUACGCCUAUAUGGGUGCCUUCUCCAUCUUCUGCACCAACUGCAUCAACAUAUACGCUGGACUCAACGGGCUUGAGGUCGGCCAGUCAGUUGUACUCGGGGUGUGUGUUCUAAUCAACGACUAUUUAUACAUUUCAGGUCCUCCAUGCCCUGUAAUGGACAAUCAUCUCCUCAGCACAUAUAUCAUGCUUCCGUUUGUCCUGGCAUCGCUGCCAUUACUCAAGUACAAUUGGUGGCCCGCUCGCGGGUUCGUGGGUGAUACAUAUUGCUACUUUGCCGGGAUGGUGUUUGCAGUGGUGGGAAUUCUUGGCCAUUUCUCCAAAACUUUAUUGAGUUUCUGUGGCCCCCAGAUUUUCAACUUUUUGUAUUCACUCCCUCAGUUGUUUCAUCUCGUGCCUUGUCCUCGUCAUCGUAUGCCUGUAUAUAACGAGAAAACGGGCAAGCUGGAGCCAUCGCGGGCCGAUGUUUCCAAGUGCAACAGUGCGGUAAAGACCGUUCUGCGCGCCCUGGCCAAGUUCCGUCUCAUCAGAGUCUGGGAGGACGCCAGCAAAAUGGAGGUGUCAAACAUGACCCUCAUCAACCUGACACUAGUGCAUAUCGGUCCCCUGCGCGAGGACCACUUGACAAUGGUUUUACUAUCGCUACAAUUCGCCUGGGGAAUUCUUGCAAUCAUCCUCAGACAUCAAUUGGCUAAACUGAUAUUUGGUGCAUAG